Misgurnus anguillicaudatus (oriental weatherfish) is the source of this 3771-nucleotide messenger RNA. It is a transcript of the gene pdlim5b, whose product is annotated as PDZ and LIM domain 5b. Gene Ontology annotation, biological process: actin cytoskeleton organization; muscle structure development; heart development. The record is from RefSeq and is a predicted model, not a curated record. Gene Ontology annotation, cellular component: adherens junction; filamentous actin; Z disc. Gene Ontology annotation, molecular function: actin binding; muscle alpha-actinin binding. NCBI's taxonomy places the organism in Eukaryota, Metazoa, Chordata, Actinopteri, Cypriniformes, Cobitidae.
AUGCCCCCCCCCUCCCCAUCACCUUUAUAUAAAUAGAGACAGCAGCUCUUUUGUGUUAUCUGUACUGAUGGGAAAUGUUUAGACUGUGAAGCAGCUUGUCCUCGGGUUUAUUUAGCAAACCCUGUAACAUUUUCCAGAUAAAUCUGUUUCAGGCUGCGAUUCAGACUUUGGCAGAACUCGUCCUCUUCUCAACAUUCGUGUGACCGUGACCCAGCUAACCAUGAGCAAUAACUACAGCGUGACCCUGAUCGGACCUUCACCCUGGGGCUUUAGACUUCAGGGUGGGAAAGACUUCAGUAUGCCCCUCACCAUCUCCAAACUUACAGAUGGAGGAAAGGCGGCUAAAGCUAAAAUCAGCGUGGGUGACACUGUGCUUUCUAUCGAUGGGAUCGCCACUAAUGCCAUGACACAUCUGGAGGCCCAAAAUAAAAUUAAAGCCUGUACGGGAAACCUCAGCCUGUCACUGAUGAGGUCUUCCGGUGGUUCAAAGGAGGAACCACUGGAGAUUAUAAAACCUGUGCCCAUCAGCCAACCGUCUGCACCCAGCACCACCAGCUCUGCCAACCUCACCCCGGGCAGCAACCCCUACAAUAAAACCGCACGGCCCUUCGGAGGAGCCGUUAGUACAGUGAGAUCAGUCAGCCCGUCCCUGAGUCCCACGCCUCCCAUGGCACCCAAAGCCUCCAUCCCCUCGGCCACCUCCGCUUUUACGCCAGCAGCUCCGUCUCAACAGCCUCCCCAGCCUCCCUUUCCUCUGGGCGGAGGCACCGGACGCUCGCUGCCCUCAUCUAGCUCCGCCCCUAAGCCCGCUUCUGGACAAUACCCCUUUGCCAAUACCUCCUCUACUUCCUCAUCCGGCUCCUCCUCCCCAGCGAGAGUGACAGCUCCAUCUUCUGUCCCGACCGCCCCUCAGCCCUCGGUCUAUAACACGCCCUUCAGCCUCUACUCCAAUGAGAACGCCUGUGAGGUGGCCAUGGGUCAAAGGCGGGGUCUUCUGGAGAGCAGAGGGGAACAACUCAAUGGGACUGCACGUAAACCUGUCAUGGAAACCGAGGUGAAUCAUGUGUCUCCUGCGAGUGAUGCAAGUAAAAAGCGUCUGAUCGAGGACACGGAGGACUGGCAUCCACGUACAGGAACAUCACAGUCUCGAUCCUUCAGGAUCCUGGCACAGAUCACAGGAACAGAGAACGAUCAAGCCCAGGAGAACCGGCCCGGAAAGAAGGAGGAAACCGUAGAUGUUCAGCCCAGCGCUCAUCUGACAUCUUCAGUGAAAACCAUGAGUAAAACUCCUGCUGGAGCUCCUCGACAGGGCAACGGAGUCCCAUCGACUACAACCAAAAACUGGCAGUCUGGAAACACUGCAGGAUUUCCCAAAGCAGGUGCACCUGCGCCACAGACGGGCCCCUCGUUCGGACGGGUGACCAACAGCCAUCAGAAGAGCCCGAAUCCUCCUGCGCCUAAAGCUAACCCCAAAGACGGAGAGGAUACGCUGGUACAAAGAGCCGAACACAUGCCAGCGGACACGCGCACGCCCAUGUGUGCCCACUGUAACACCAUCAUCAGGGGUCCGUUCCUGGUGGCCAUGGGUAAAUCGUGGCAUAAGGACGAGUUUUCCUGUGCUCACUGUCACUCCUCACUGGCAGAUUUGGGAUUUGUAGAAGAACGAGGGUCUGUCUUCUGUGAGAACUGUUAUGAGCAGUUCUUUGCCCCCUCGUGCUGUCGCUGUCAACAAAAGAUUUUAGGGGAAGUCAUCAAUGCCCUGAAGCAAACCUGGCACGUUUACUGUUUCCUGUGUGCCUCCUGCCAGCGGCCAAUCCGUAACAACACCUUUCACCUGGAGGACGGACAGCCGUACUGUGAGACAGAUUACUACACUCUCUUUGGCACCAGCUGUCACGGCUGUGAUUUCCCCAUUGAAGCUGGUGAUAAAUUCUUAGAGGCGUUGGGCUUCACCUGGCACGACACCUGUUUCGUCUGUUCGGUCUGCACUGAGAGUUUAGAGGGUCAAGCCUUCUUCUCCAAGAAAGACAAGCCGUUGUGCAAGAAACACGCUCACACCGUCCAAUUCUGAACACACGUGUGUUGUACGAUAGCCAAUGAAAAUAGAUGGAGAACAAGCUGAUUGUGGUGUCAAGAAUUUACAUUUGAGAUUUAUUUGGCUAUGUUAAUGUGAAAUACAAAAAAAAUAUCAACAUGCGUUUAUGAAAAACAACUCAACAGCGAAAGCAAUUUUAGAGAAAUCUGAUCAAAUAGAUCAUAUUCUGACAGAUCCUGUGUCAGUAUUUUAAGUACUUCCUAAAUGAGGUAUCAACCUUCCUUCAUAACAGUUUUAACCCCUUAACUGGCGCAGAGUGGGACAUCUGAGUUUACUUCAAUGUUUUGCAUGUAAAUUUUAAUCAUGACAAACUACACUGCAAAAAAUGAUUUUCAAGAAAAAAAUUCUUAGUAUUUUUGUCUUGUUUUCAGAAAAAAUAUCUAAAAAUUCUUAAAUUAAGAUGCUUUUUCUUGAUGAGCAAAACGACCCAAGAAAAUAAGUCUAGUUUUUAGACCAAAAAUAUCAAAUGUAAGUGCUUUUGUGCAUAAAACAAGAAAAAAAUCUUGAAAUAAGUUUACCUUUUUAAACACUUAAUCAUUUUUUUUGUUUGUUUUAAGCACAAAUGACUGAAAACAGGAAAAAAAUACUAAGUAAGAAAUUCAGUUUUGCAGUGUAAGAAUGUAGUUUUCAUAUUUCAAAACCUUUUAUCAGUAAUAAUAAUGCAGUGACAGUCAUUUAUUAAUUUGUGACAAGAGUAUGCAGCAAACCAAUGACACCUAGUGGCCGUUCUUGGUAAAACCAUUAAGAGUGUAACACAAACCUCAUUUUUGUGAUAAUUGUAUGUAUAAAAUAUAUACUUUAUUGCAUUAUUUAUUUAUUACAAUAAAUGUAAAGUGCUAUAAAAAGUGUUAUUUAAUAUUUUCACCUCCAGACACUUUAAAGUGUCUUUUUAAAAGCAAGACCAAGAUUAAGCUUCUAGACCAAAACAAUGCCAGAGUUAUAUUAAUUUGAAGGGGUACAUCACCCCCCCACUCACACACUCAAAAAGGUCUGCACCAGUUAAGGGGUUUAAUGGUCCAUUAGGUUGCACUGUGGAUGUCAUUAUACAGUGUAUUUAUUCUGGGUGACUAUAAUGUGAUUGAAAGUUUGAUUAAGAAUACACUUUGCCAUAAGAGAAAAUAAUGUCAAUCUAUAUGUUAUCUGCAUUACAGAAGUUGUUAUUCUAUUUUAAACAGGUAUUUAAAAGAGGCUUUGAGUUCAUAAUAUAUUUUUCAAACGUCGCACAUGAAUGACCUGCAGACUGUAAGAUGAAUGGAAGUUUGUUACUGUAUAUCAGCCAGCGCUCUUCUCCUGCUGCUGUUAUUUAUUAGAUCAAGACUUUUGAUUUCUGGGCUUUUCAUGGGCUUUGCACAUAUUUCAUAGCACGGCUUUAAGAUGAACAGUGAUAUUUAAUGUUUUUAAUGUGUUUUUAAGUGAGCUCUGAUGAUCUUUAUGGGUUGAUUCAGUGUUUGGUUUAUAUUGUUUAAUGGUCAGAGUCAUAAUGGGCUUUAGCUUUAUUUGUGCCUGUGUGAUUGUGUAAAGAGAUAAACAUAUGUUAGUCAUUCCGACAGCUGUUAUCAUGUUUUAGCACUAUAGUUUUAAUCUAAUAAGGGGGUUGAUGGUUCAUGAACUUUUUUUUAAGCUUUGUGUUUUCAACUGUAAUACGUUAUAAAAUAAUAAAAUCAGUGUUCACAUCA